GAAUGAGAGCACAGAAGCGGCGGAGCAGCGGAGCCGCAAGCAUGCAGGCGAUAGCGUCGGUUGCUAAGGUCCAACCUAAGUUAAACAUCGUAAAGCAGAAUCCGACCGUGAUUGCAGCCGCCGCUGAGGUCCAACCGACAUCAAACUCUCUUCGAUCGGAACCCCUGCUUUACACAAGGAAGAGAAAGACGAUGCCGAGCAGUCCUCCAGCUCCAGUUCUUGCCUUGGCCGUCCCGGUGUACGGAAAGAGGGUUAAACCCAUGAAGAAGAAGAUGAAGACGGUUCCAGUGCUAUAUCCGGCGUCGGAUGAGGGCGAAGAGGUGAUCGAUGCUGUUCCCACCCACCGUGAUGGAAUUAGAAGGUGUAGACCCGAGCUGCCCUUUUCGAGGAAUUGGAGCAAGCGUGUUGAUUCGAUGGAAAGGGUGGCGGCGGGGGUGAUGAGGGUUAAAGCUAAGAGAAAGGUGAAAAGUGUUCGGGUGUUAUCCACCUCGUCGGAUGAAGAGGGCGAUGAGAAGAACGAUGCUGCUCCCAUCUGCAAUAUCGGCAUUAAAAGGCGUGGAUCUGAGUUGCCCUUCUUGGGUAAGGUUAGCAAGAGCGUUGAUCCAAUGGAAAGAGCGGUGGCGGCAAGGAGGGUUAAAGCCAACAGGAAGAGAAAUUCGGUGUUAUCUCCGGUAAUCAAUGAGUUGGGCGAGGAGGAGAUUCAUACUUUUCCCACCUGCAAAUGCUGCUUUAAAAGCCUUAGAGCUGAGUUGCCCUUUUCCCAUAAGGGGAAAAACAGGGGUGUUGAUUCAAUGGAAUGGGCCGGAGAUGUGAUUAAUGUUGAAGGCAAGAGGAAAAUGAAGAAUGUUCCGGAGGUAUCUCGGGCAACGCAUCAGAAGUGCAAGGAGAUCGAUGCAGUUCCAACCUGUAAUAUCAGUAUUAAAAGACGGAGAUCUGAGUUACCCUUGCUGAAGAAGAGGAUUCGGAGUGUUGAUUCAGAGGCAAUGAUGGUGGCUGGAAUGGGUGGGGAGAAUGAGGAUCCAGCUAGUUCAAUAUACACCAACGACAAGGUGAAGAAAGCCUUUGCAACUGCAAGCCUUCCCUCUCAAGAAUGCCGAGAGGCUACUAGGAGUGGGAGGAAGUGGAAGAAUUCUUCGUGGAUACCAGCUCCCGCCCUAAACAAUGUGGUUUGGACUCCGGCUGAAGCUCUUGUCUUUGCUGAGGCGAUGGAUGGGGUAAAUCUUGAGGAGUUGGGGAUAUCUCAACAAAUGCCCAUCACUAACUUGAACAGCAAAAAGAACAUCACUAGGAGAACUAAGAAUAAGUCAAAGAAAAAUAUUGAAAUGGUGAAGAUAAUGAUAGGGGAGGAGAACGCAGGCGAGGAGGAAAAUCCCUCUUGUAGCAAUGGUGGUAUUAGUAGGCAGAGCUUGGCAUCAUUUGCUAACAUGGUCAAUACUUUCCGUUACACUGGAAACAGGAGUCUUCAAGAGCGCCUGAGCUGUGUUGAAUCUGACAUUGCUGCUACUUCUGCAAAUGUUACCUUCUCUACAACUUCCAAAGGUGAAAAAGCCUCCUGCAAUGGCACAAGAGCAGCAAAUGUUACACUUAAGGAAACAGAGAACAGGAACAGGCUCCAACAGUCAUUUUACUCCCUUAACAUCCCUGAAACAACUCCACAUAUUGCAACCACUAGCUCUAAAGCAAUAAAUCAUAAUAAGAGAAGCAGCACUUUUGAAAACAGUAACAACGUCGUAGCGGUAAACCCAUCUGUCUUCAAGAUAAUGAAGGGGCGGCACAAAGCGGAAGCGGUACAUGCUUCUUGCCUUGCUCUAUCUCGUGAGCCUCCCUCUCAGAAAACCAAAAAACAGAGGAAGAUGGCUUCAUUUCCGGCAACAGAUGAGGUUGACAAAGUACGCAGGUCUGCGAGAUGUAAACACAGAGAAACAAUGAAAAAGGCACAGAAAAUGCAGGAUUUCUACCGUAGGGUCAGCCCUGACAAUAAUUGGGUACCUCCAAAUUCUCCUUAUGAGCUAUUGCAGGAGGAUCAUGCCUUUGAUCCUUGGAGGGUUCUUGUAAUAUGCAUGCUUUUGAAUCAAACAACAGGCGAACAGGUCAAGAAAAUUUUACGACGUGUAUUUCUUUUAUGCCCAACAGCUGAGGCUGCGGUCCACGUCCCUAUGAAUGAACUUCGAACUGUCAUUGAAUCUCUUGGUUUACAAAAUAAACGUGCCAGAGAUAUCCGUGAAAUGUCACGUCAAUAUCUGAAAGAUGGGUGGACUUAUGUGACUGAGCUUCAUGGAGUUGGCAAGUAUGCUGCUGAUGCAUAUGCGAUAUUCUGCGUCGGUAAACCGGAGGAUGUGGUACCUGAUGAUCACAUGCUGGUGAAGUAUUGGGAGUAUGUGGUCCAGUGGAAGCGAGAGCAAUACUUCUUACCAGUUGGCUAGCUAUCCAUGGCUCUCGUCUUAGCUACUCUUAUUUAUAUCCAGCUCUACAGUUCAGCUGAUCUACGAGCUAUUUUCCAAGUAUGUUUAAAUUUAACCUUUGUAAAUUGUCUAUUAUAGCAUGAUUAUUAGUCUUUUUGAUGGAAAUUUUCAUAUUUGCUUGUUUUAAGUUGCAUUUCUAAUUUAUGCUACAUAUGAUGUUUACUAUAAAUUGCUAUCCAAGUUACACUACUACUACUACAAGAAGUCUUUACCCACUAUGUGGGGUCGGCUA
Molecule: messenger RNA, 2694 nt
Organism: Dendrobium catenatum
Lineage: Eukaryota; Viridiplantae; Streptophyta; Magnoliopsida; Asparagales; Orchidaceae
Exons: 3
Coding region: 3-2423 (806 amino acids)
Biological process (GO): base-excision repair
Cellular component (GO): nucleus
Molecular function (GO): catalytic activity; DNA binding
Source: RefSeq, a predicted model, not a curated record